This is a messenger RNA of Morus notabilis, 1236 nucleotides long. RefSeq names its product polygalacturonase. The transcript is spliced from 3 exons. NCBI's taxonomy places the organism in Eukaryota, Viridiplantae, Streptophyta, Magnoliopsida, Rosales, Moraceae. Gene Ontology annotation, biological process: carbohydrate metabolic process. The record is from RefSeq and is a predicted model, not a curated record. Gene Ontology annotation, molecular function: polygalacturonase activity. Bases 1 to 1236 code for a protein of 411 amino acids.
AUGAAGAUGCAGGCUUAUAAUAACUUGUCGUUGGGUGCAGCGUACUUUUGGAUGCUGAUGAUAAUCAUAACAACGAGCUGCAGCUUAUUUGAGUCCACAAAUGGUGCUGCGCCUGCGUACAGCAUCAACGUGGCGCGCUACGGUGCAAGAUCAGACGGCAAAAGCGAGGCGAGCAAGGCGUUCAUGAAGGCAUGGUCAACGGCGUGCCACUCGGGGAGGCCGGCGGUGACAAUAUACGUGCCGCGAGGGCUUUACAUGUUGAAAAAUGUGGUGUUCACAGGGCCAUGCAGGAGCAGGAUUGUUUUCCAGAUUGAUGGCACGCUUCUUGCACCAUCCAACUAUUGGGAGCUGGGAAGCUCAGGGUUUUGGAUUUUGUUCCACAGGGUUAAUAGGAUGUCCAUUCAUGGAGGCACUAUUGAUGCUAGGGCACAUUCUUUCUGGGCUUGUCGAAAAUCUCCCGGCAAUAAUUGCCCUCCUGGAGCAAGGUCAAUAGCGUUCUCGUGGUGCAGCAACAUAGUGGUAAGUGGGUUAACUUCAACAAACAGCCAGAUGAAGCACCUUACAUUUGACCAUUGCAACAAUGUGUUGGUUCGCAAAGUGAAGAUCAGAGCCCCAAGCUCAAGCCCCAACACCGAUGGCAUCCACAUCCAGUCUUCCUCGGCCGUCACCAUUCGCGGUGCCAACAUUAUGACCGGCGACGACUGCAUAUCUGUCGGCGCAGGGUCCCGCAACCUUUGGAUGGAGAGAGUCACUUGUGGUCCUGGUCAUGGAAUAAGCAUAGGGAGUCUAGGGGAUUAUGCAAAUGAAGAAGGGGUCCAAAAUGUAACGGUAACAAGUUCUACCUUCACAAAGACUCAAAAUGGGGUAAGGAUUAAGUCGUGGGCCAGACCCAGCAAUGGGUAUGCUACUGAUAUUGUGUUCCAGAAUUUGAUCAUGAAUAAUGUCUACAACCCCAUCAUCAUCGAUCAAAAGUAUUGCCCCGGUAACCAAGGUUGUCCUCAUCAGAGCUCAAGCGUGAAGAUUAGCAGCGUGACAUACAAGAAUAUAGUGGGAACAUCGGCAACAGCAGUCGCAAUGAAUUUGUAUUGCAGUAAGAAUAAUCCAUGCCGGGGGAUCAAAUUACAAGACAUAAAGCUUACUUAUCAUACAAGGUCCCCAACUUCUGUUUGUGUCAAUGCUCGCGGCACCAGUAGCGGAGUUGUCAUACCAAAGAGUUGUUUAGGGAGGAACUAUUAA